CAGGCAAGGGCCGCCAUUUUGACUGAGCAAUCCUAGUGACAGGAGCUGAAGAAGCAGCGCUGGUUGUCCCGUUUCCCCUCCCCCUUCCCUUCUCCGGUUGACCUCCCGGGCCCCCCACACUCCACAGUCCCGGUCCCACCAUGUCCCAGAAACAAGAAGAGGAGAACCCUACGGAAGAGACCGGCGAGGAGAAGCAGGACACACAAGAGAAAGAAGGUAUUCUCCCUGAGAGAGCUGAGGAGGCAAAGCUAAAAGCCAAAUAUCCAAGCCUAGGACAAAAGCCUGGAGGCUCCGACUUCCUCAUGAAGAGACUCCAGAAAGGGCAAAAGUACUUUGACUCAGGAGACUACAACAUGGCCAAAGCCAAGAUGAAGAAUAAGCAGCUGCCCAGUGCAGGACCAGACAAGAACCUGGUGACCGGUGACCACAUCCCCACACCACAGGAUCUGCCCCAGAGAAAGUCCUCGCUCGUCACCAGCAAGCUUGCGGGUGGCCAAGUCGAAUGAUGCUGCCCGGGGCUCCGCCAGAUCCUGAGACGCUGCCCCCUGGGUCCUGUGCUGGCUCCUGCCCCUCCCUGCUUUUGCAGCCAGGGGUCAGGAGGUGGCUCGGGUGCGGGCUGGAGAGGCAGAAGCCCCUGCCCGUCGGUGUCCCAGCGCAUGGAGCCCCUUGGGCCGAGCACCAAGAUCUUGACUCUUUUUUGUUUUUCCUUUUUUUUCCAAGUAAUUGUUGGGAGACAUCUCAGUGAAAUCCUGGGGGUGGGGUGGGGUGGGGUGGGGGGUUGAGAGGGUGGAGUGGGAGAUGUGAGGGGUUAUGAAUUAGGACUUAGAAUUGAUAACAAAAACAUUCCUAACUAUCCUCCUCCUUAGCCUUGUGGCUGGGGUGGAGUGGGGGUGGGGUGGGGGAGUGAAGCGGACUAAAGGUGAGGGGUUCUAAUUGAGCUGUGUAGAAGAGUGCCUUGCUAGCUUGGAUAUGACUGGGGACCUGAUGUCAGAUAAAAGAAACUGUCUAAAUAUGAAAGAUGCAGAUGACUCCUCUGGUUCUGCAGAACAGGCUAAGAGCUGAAUGUUUAUUGUUUGGGUGGGGAAAAAGUGCUGUCCUUGAAGUAGAUUUGCUGCGGGAAGAAGGGCACUGAGUGUGGGAGAAAGGGGAUGAGCGUGGGGAGCACCGCAGAGCCCAGGGGACUUUCUCAGUAUUUGAAAUAAAAAACAAGAAGAUCCACGGGAAAAAAAAACAAACCAACCUAGAAAUUC
This is a messenger RNA of Dama dama (fallow deer), 1250 nucleotides long. RefSeq names its product endosulfine alpha (gene ENSA). Lineage: Eukaryota; Metazoa; Chordata; Mammalia; Artiodactyla; Cervidae. The record is from RefSeq and is a predicted model, not a curated record. Gene Ontology annotation, cellular component: cytoplasm. The transcript is spliced from 4 exons. The coding region runs from base 141 to 506 and encodes 121 amino acids. Gene Ontology annotation, molecular function: protein phosphatase inhibitor activity.